GACUCGUGCGAGGGAGGUUGCACCGGCCUGCGUCUGAGGGAGAGGAUCAUGUGCGCCCAGCCUGUAACGAACGUGAAGGAGGCCAAGUGGCAGAAGGUCCUGUAUGAGCGUCAGCCCUUUCCUGAUAACUACGUGGACCAGCGUUUCCUGGAGGAGCUCCGGAAGAACAUCUACGCCCGGAAAUACCAGUACUGGGCCGUGGUAUUCGAGUCCAGUGUGGUGGUCCAGCAGCUGUGUAGUGUCUGCGUUUUCGUCGUUAUCUGGUGGUAUUUGGAUGAGGGUCUUCUGGCCCCCCAGUGGCUUUUUGGGACUGGGCUGGCUUCUUCACUGAUUGGCUACGUUUUGUUUGAUCUCAUCGACGGAGGUGAAGGACGGAAGAAGAGCGGGAGGACGCGGUGGGCUGACCUGAAGAGCGCCCUCGUUUUCGUUACUUUCACAUACGGUUUCUCGCCAGUGCUGAAGACCCUGACGGAGUCCGUCAGCACCGACACCAUCUAUGCCAUGUCGGUCUUUAUGCUCUUAGGCCACCUCAUUUUCUUCGACUAUGGUGCCAAUGCCGCCAUUGUAUCCAGCACGCUGUCCUUGAAUAUGGCCAUCUUCGCUUCCGUCUGCCUCGCGUCACGCCUGCCCCGGUCCCUGCAUGCCUUCAUCAUGGUGACAUUUGCCAUCCAGAUCUUUGCCCUGUGGCCCAUGUUACAGAAGAAACUGAAGGCGUGUACUCCCCGCAGCUACGUGGGAGUGACGCUGCUUUUUGCGUUUUCAGCCUUGGGAGGCCUCCUGUCCAUCAGUGCUGUGGGAGCCAUCCUCUUCGCCCUUCUGCUGGUUUCCAUCUCUUGUCUCUGCCCUUUCUACCUCAUUCGCCUGCAGCUUUUCAAAGAAAACAUUCAUGGGCCUUGGGAUGAGGCUGAAAUCAAAGAAGACUUGUCCCGGUUUCUCAGCUAAGUUAGAGACUCCCAUUCUGUUAGGAGGGCAGGCUGCUAGACUGGCCUCCCCACUAAUGUAGGAUUUGAAGGCAGAGUCCCAUUCUGGAAGCAAUGUACCGAUGCGGGUCGGGGAGUGGAGAUCAAAAGAAAAACGUGUAACCAAAGGCGUGGGUGGUGAAGGUGCUUGUCCUUUCUGUUAUUUUGUGGAUGAAGAAGCUUCCUGGGGCCCUCUUGAGUUCUUGCCUCUCACUCACUGUAACAAAUGAAGUCAUGUGGUUUCUAUUUAUU
Molecule: messenger RNA, 1211 nt
Organism: Lontra canadensis (Northern American river otter)
Lineage: Eukaryota; Metazoa; Chordata; Mammalia; Carnivora; Mustelidae
Gene: PIGC
Product: phosphatidylinositol glycan anchor biosynthesis class C
Exons: 1
Coding region: 49-942 (297 amino acids)
Biological process (GO): GPI anchor biosynthetic process
Cellular component (GO): glycosylphosphatidylinositol-N-acetylglucosaminyltransferase (GPI-GnT) complex; membrane
Source: RefSeq, a predicted model, not a curated record